This is a messenger RNA of Ogataea philodendri, 2358 nucleotides long. RefSeq lists its product as uncharacterized. Bases 1 to 2358 code for a protein of 785 amino acids. Gene Ontology annotation, molecular function: 4 iron, 4 sulfur cluster binding; 3-isopropylmalate dehydratase activity. The transcript has a single exon. Gene Ontology annotation, biological process: L-leucine biosynthetic process. Gene Ontology annotation, cellular component: 3-isopropylmalate dehydratase complex. NCBI's taxonomy places the organism in Eukaryota, Fungi, Ascomycota, Pichiomycetes, Pichiales, Pichiaceae. The record is from RefSeq and is a predicted model, not a curated record.
AUGCCUUCUGAUACAAACACAUCUUCCCCAAAGACUCUUUACGACAAGGUCUUUGAGGACCACGUUGUCCACAAGGACGACUCGGGCUCCUACUUGAUAUAUAUCGACAGACACUUGGUCCACGAAGUGACCAGUCCUCAGGCUUUUGAAGGCUUGAAGAACGCAAACAGAAAAGUCAGAAGACCAGACUGUACUCUCGCCACUGUCGACCACAACAUUCCUACCGAUUCCAGAAAAAGCUUCAAGAACCUCAACAGUUUCAUCAAACAAGACGAUUCCAGACUCCAGGUGCAGACUUUGGAAGACAACGUGAAGGACUUUGAUCUCACGUAUUUCGGUAUGACCGACUCCAGACAGGGUAUUGUGCACGUUGUGGGACCAGAGCAAGGUUUCACCUUGCCAGGAACCACCGUUGUUUGCGGAGACUCACACACCUCUACCCAUGGUGCAUUUGGUGCCUUGGCCUUCGGAAUUGGAACUUCAGAGGUCGAGCACGUUUUGGCCACACAAACUUUGAUCCAGGCCAAGUCCAAGAACAUGAGAAUCACCAUCGAGGGCAAACUUUCGCCAGGUAUCACCUCCAAGGACCUUGUUCUUCACGUCAUCGGAGUUAUUGGUACUGCCGGAGGAACUGGUCACGUGAUCGAGUUUGCCGGAGAGAGUAUCAGAGACCUCUCGAUGGAGGCCAGAAUGUCCAUCUGUAACAUGGCGAUCGAGGCCGGUGCCAGAGCCGGUAUGAUUGAGCCAGACGAGACCACUUUCAACUACAUCAAGGGCCGUCCGCUUGCUCCAAAGGGAGCCGAAUGGGAAAAAGCCGUCAAGUACUGGAAGUCGCUCAAGUCCGACGAGGGCGCCAAGUUCGACUACGACAUCAAGAUCAAGGCCUCCGAUAUCGUGCCAACCAUUACCUGGGGUAAUUCUCCUCAGGACGCUCUUCCAAUCACCGGAAAGGUGCCAGACCCAGUCAACUUCUCGGACCCUAUUGCCAAGAGCGGUGUUGAGGCUGCUUUGAAGUACAUGGGUCUCGAGCCAAACACUCCAUUGCAGGACAUUUCCAUCGACAAGGUGUUUAUUGGUUCUUGUACCAACUCGCGUAUUGAGGACCUGAGAGCUGCUGCCAAGGUUGUUAGAGGACAUAAGAAGGCCGACAACGUCAAGACCGCCAUGGUUGUUCCAGGAUCCGGUCUUAUUAAACAGCAGGCCGAGAGAGAAGGUCUCGACAAGAUCUUCGAGGCUGCUGGUUUCGAAUGGAGAGAAGCCGGUUGCUCGAUGUGUCUUGGUAUGAACCCAGAUAUCCUCAACCCAUAUGAGAGAUGUGCAUCCACCUCGAACAGAAAUUUCGUCGGUAGACAGGGUGCUCUGUCCAGAACUCACUUAAUGUCCCCAGCCAUGGCUGCCGCUGCCGGUAUCACUGGUAAAUUCACCGAUAUCAGAAACUUCAAGUACAACGAGGAUCCAGCCCAGCCAAAGAUCAAGCUCGACUCCCAGGACGAAAGCCAGGCUUUGCAGGAGGCCGUGUACGAGCACGAGAAGGAGCCUCUUGCUCCAGGCGAAUCUGCCGACGAGCAGCAAGAGGACGAGGUCAAUGACGUGCCUCCAUCUGAUCACGUGACCAAGGAGUCGGUGGACGCGAGCGCACCACCAUCUGCGGGCGGAGCAGGCAUGCAGAAGUUCAUCACCUUGACGUCGAUUGCCGCUCCUCUCGACCGUGCCAACGUCGACACCGACGCCAUCAUUCCGAAGCAGUUCCUCAAGACCAUCAAGAGAACCGGUUUGAGAGCCGGUUUGUUCUACGAGUCCAGAUUCACCCAGGACAAGAACGGAAAUGACGUUCCUACCGACUUCGUCCUGAACGUCGAGCCAUACACCAAGGCCCAGAUCCUUUGUGUGACCGGUGACAACUUUGGAUGCGGAUCGUCCAGAGAACACGCUCCAUGGGCUUUGAAGGACUUUGGUAUCAGAUCGAUCAUUGCCCCAUCUUUCGGAGACAUCUUCUACAACAACUCGUUCAAGAACGGAUUGCUCCCAAUUAGAGUUCCUCAGGAGAUCAUCAAGGAGAAGAUCUAUCCGUUUGCUGUUUCCAAGCAGCAGAUCACCAUCGAUUUGGAGAAGCAGCAGAUCCUCGGACCGCAAGACGAGGUUCUUGUCGAGCACUUCGACAUCGAGGAGUUCAGAAAGCACUGUUUGUUGAACGGUCUGGACGACAUCGGAAUCACUCUCCAGAAAGGAGACUACAUCGAUGCUUUCGAGGCCAAGAGAAGAGACGUGUUCUCCUUCUUAGAAGGAGGCUCCAAGCUCAUUGUGCCAGCUAAGGGCACCAAAGAGUCCAAGUACGGCGUGAAAGCGCAGGAAUGGUAA